This is a messenger RNA of Aspergillus caelatus, 1706 nucleotides long. RefSeq names its product cytochrome P450. The transcript has 2 exons. Lineage: Eukaryota; Fungi; Ascomycota; Eurotiomycetes; Eurotiales; Aspergillaceae. Bases 55 to 1575 code for a protein of 506 amino acids. Gene Ontology annotation, molecular function: iron ion binding; oxidoreductase activity, acting on paired donors, with incorporation or reduction of molecular oxygen; heme binding. The record is from RefSeq and is a predicted model, not a curated record.
UCUCAUUCCAUUUCUAUUAUCACCAGGAAUCGAGUUCUGACUAUAUUGUAUACAAUGGUUGACCCCGGAAGUGUUGUUGUCUUAAUUGUCGGGUUGAUUGUUGCUCGUCUUGUUACGAAUCGAUUCCGUCUGUCUGGAAUUCCGGGUCCCUCGUUGGCGGCCUACACUCGACUGUGGAAGCUGUACAAUGCAUGGAAGGGCGACCAUCAUCACACGGAGAUUGACCUUCACCGGAAAUAUGGCUCUUUGGUACGAAUCGGCCCCAGGCAUAUCUCAGUGAGCGACCCUAAGGCCAUCCCGAUCAUCUAUGGCUUCAAUAAUGGCUUUACCAAGACGGCUUUCUACCCAAUUCAAUCCAUAUCAUGGGACAAGAAACCUCAAAUGAACCUCUUUUCUACUCGAGAUGAGCGUUUCCAUCGUGAUCAGAAACGUCCUAUUGCCGGCGGUUACAGUAUGACCUCUAUACUCGAGAUGGAGCCUGCUGUCGACUCGUGUACCGAGCUGUUUCUAUCCCAAAUCCGAAAGAUAGUGAAAGAAAAGGCGCCGAUUGACCUCGGAAUAUGGCUGCAAUACUACGCCUUCGACGUUGUGGGCGAGCUAUCUUUCGCUCAGAAGCUAGGAUUCUUGGAGAAAGGACAGGAUGUAGACAAUAUGAUUGAGGCAAUCCGGGGAAUGCUCACAUAUGCGUUGAUAUGUGGCCAGAUCCCGGAGGCUCAUAGAGUCCUCCUUGGGAACCCUCUCUUCCCUAUUCUACUCCCUCAAAUGGAGACAUGGAACCAAGUGGUCGUAUUCACCCUAAAGGCGAUCAACCAACGAGCGUCCCUACAGCGCGACGGGGACUUGAAAAAGGACGAGAUAGGCGAAGCAAUUGGCGGAAAGGACAUGAUGUCUCGGUGGCUGGCAAUCCACAACGCUGACCCGACACGGCUAUCGACAAGAGAUCUUAUUGUCCACCUAUCGACAAAUGUCUUCGCCGGAUCCGAUACAACCGCAAUUGCCCUUCGCGCAAUUCUCUAUUAUCUCAUCUGCCACCCAGACAAAAUGUCAAAAGUGCGAGUGGAGAUCGAUACAGCAGACCGAGACGGCAAACUGAGUAAUCCGAUCUCCUACCACGAAUCAACCACACAUCUUCCAUACUUCGGUGCGGUUAUGAAAGAGGCAAUGCGCUUGCACCCAUCAGUUGGAGGGAACCUCGAACGUCAUGUGCCGCCGCAGGGCGUCACUGUUUGCGGUCAACACAUUCCAGGCGGUACAAAGGUUGGUAUCAACCCCUGGGUUGUCCACCGAGAUCCGAUUGUCUUUCCUCAGCCGGACUCCUUCCUCCCUGAGCGAUGGCUGGAAAACCCCCCAGAAAAGUUAAAAGAAAUGGAGAAAGCCUUUCUCAACUUCGGCGCAGGCUCGCGAUCAUGUGUUGGGAAGACAAUCUCUCUGAUGGAAAUGCGGAAAAUUCUCCCUCAGCUAUUGCGGGAAUUCGAUAUUCACUUGCAUCAGAACAAGCCGUGGAAGACAAGAAAUGUAUGGUUUGUGCAACAAGAGGAGUUCAUUUGUGACUUGACACCAAGGAUGCACUCGUAAUAGGCUUUCGUGGGAGCUUUAGCUUGAGCAUUUCGAAUACAUGAUACGAUCUACCUUCCGCUGAUAGGCUCCCUGUAAAUUGUCUUACGUGAAUGUAAAAGAUAAUGGGCAAGGAUUUAGGUCUGGCCAGG